GUGCACAUACACGCGCGCACCCCCGUACACACACCUGGAGCUUGGGGGAUGGGGAGAGAAGAGCAGACGCGAGUGUCUUAAAAUAGAGAGCUAGCGUGGGGAGCGCUUGACUCGGACUGGCGGGAGGAGGUGAGCUGGAGCUGCCGGACCCUGGGUGCGCAGUUGAGCACCCAAGCCACACGGACGCGCAGGGGCGGGGUGGCGGCCGACGCCCCUCGGCUCGCGCUCCGCACCUGGCCCUGCAGGAAGUGCGCGCUGAUUGACAGCUGCGGUGUCCCAAAAAGGCUGUAGUCAAAGAUGCUGCUCCGCGGGUGGGUGUAGACGCAGCAGGCGCGCCCGUGCCCGCUCUGGUCCGCGCGCCUCACCUGCCCCCGGCGCCCCUCUGGCUGCGGAAGAGCGGGGCUCAAGCCCCAGCCCGCGUGCCAGCCCCCGCGGUCCGAGAAGAGUCGGCGGCACUCGCAGCACUCAGGUCGCCAGGCUCUAGUCCCGGCUCACCAUGCAUUGCCACGCGGAACUGAGGCUGAGCUCACCCGGCCAGCUCAAAGCAGCCAGGCGGCGCUACAAGACUUUCAUGAUCGAUGAGAUCCUCUCCAAGGAGACCUGCGACUACUUUGAGAAACUUUCCCUCUACUCUGUGUGCCCGUCGCUGGUGGUGCGACCCAAGCCUCUGCAUUCUUGUACCGAGACAGAUAUUUAGCAGAUGUGGCAGGAGCAAUGUACAAGAAAUUCAAAGCUCUCCUUCCUUAAGGGCGUAUCCCCUCCUCUCUGUGAUCACCCGGCAACCCACAGUCAUCUCCCAUCUGGUUCCCACCGGCCCAGGAAUCACCCCAGUGUUAUCGGGCCAUGCAGUCACCACUGAGGCUGCCGCCACCGAGCCCCCCGGUGCUGAGGCACUAGCCAGCAGCGAGUCCGAGACAGAACAACCCACACAGCGGCAGAAGAAACCACGUAGGAGUCGCACCAUCUUCACGGAGCUGCAGCUCAUGGGCCUGGAGAAGAAAUUUCAGAAACAGAAAUACCUGUCUACUCCAGACAGGUUGGACUUGGCCCAGUCUCUGGGACUCACUCAGCUGCAAGUGAAGACCUGGUAUCAGAACCGCAGGAUGAAAUGGAAGAAGAUGGUUCUUAAAGGUGGACAAGAAGCACCCACAAAACCUAAGGGGCGUCCCAAGAAGAACUCUAUUCCCACAUCAGAGGAGAUUGAAGCUGAAGAGAAGAUGAACAGCCAGGCCCAGAGCCAAGAGCACCUGGAGUCCUUGCAGGGACCCAAGGAGCCCUGUGAUACCCAGGAGCCCAAAGCAUGUCAUGUCCCCCUAGAGGUGGCAGAAGCGCCACCUCACCAGCCCCAGGAGUUGCCAGAAGCUUCUUCUGAACCCCCACCAUUAAGCUAAGCUAAAAUUGUUUGGGGGAAGGGGGAUACUGGGGAAAAGGGAAGAGAGAGAAGGCAAGGAGACUCAGGAUAGAAGACUGCUAAAGCCUAGUCGCGUGGGUGAAGGAGCGCCACCGGCCACCUCCUCCCAGCGGCAUUUUCAUCUUGAGCAUUUGAUGAAGACUUGUUUUCCUUGGGUCUUGCCCUUCUUGCAAGGCUGUGUGAGCCACAGAUACCCCCGAGUAAGGGAGCUAGCGCCUUGGAGCUGUUUGCCCAGGCUGGGGCGAUGGCUGUGGGGUUGAGUACAACAGCCUGUCAGUGUGACUAGCUGGGCUGGCCUGCACUUCUCCUUCCCUGCUUCCCUCUGGGUAGCCAGUCAGCAGUGCAGAGAGAGGUGGGUGGGAGCGCUAGGGAAGCCCCCCAGGCUCCUUGCUGACUCAGCGCUUAUUUCUGUAGUUUUAAGAGAAUGGAAUGAUUUGGGGUUCUUUUUGGAGGGUGGGGUGGGGAAGACUGUUGAAGGCAGGCAAAGAAAGAAAAGAAAUAGAAAAAAAAAUGAGUUGGAGGGAGUUACGAGUUACUAGGGACAUCUCUGAGUCCUGCUUGCCUGUUUGGAGACACGUGUGCCUUUGUACCUUUAUAAGAUGGUCAGGUGAUAAAACCCUUACGAGCCUUGGUUUUCCUGCCUCAUUAAGUUGACAUCCCUGAAGCUGCAAAUGCAGAUACGUUAAGAUAACUUUUAUUUUUUAAUUAAAAAUACAUC
This is a messenger RNA of Alexandromys fortis (reed vole), 2129 nucleotides long. It is a transcript of the gene Barx2, whose product is annotated as BARX homeobox 2. Gene Ontology annotation, biological process: regulation of DNA-templated transcription. Gene Ontology annotation, molecular function: DNA-binding transcription factor activity, RNA polymerase II-specific; DNA binding. The transcript has 5 exons. The record is from RefSeq and is a predicted model, not a curated record. Lineage: Eukaryota; Metazoa; Chordata; Mammalia; Rodentia; Cricetidae. The coding region runs from base 579 to 1391 and encodes 270 amino acids.